AUGUUGGCGACAGUAAAUUGCUACUCGACAACAGUACUUUUUCUACUUAUACACCCAUCGUUCUCAGCGACGGUUCUUCCAAGGCCACCUUCUUCACCUAAUUACAUUCAACGUUUUGAUCAAAGACUAAAUGAUCGAAGGCUCUACGAGGGAAGGUCCUUGCGAAGCGUUUUACACAAUUCUAACACAGAAAGAGCUAACAACGAUUACAGUCUUGUGGAAAUUGAACUUCAAAGUGCGGAUGAAAUGGAUGCUACGAGCCUUCAAAAUAUAGUACAUGCAAUGAUGAAACAAUCUGUGCAAGUUCGCAACGAUAGUUAUCCACAACCAGAAGUGGUACCACGUUCAAUUUUUGGUGUAAGAGAUGUUGCUGUAACUCCAAAUUUUAAGUUAGACGUAGUUAAUAGAGACAAACAUGUCUUAAUGGCACCUCCGAAACUUCAAAACCUCGAUGAAAAACUCUAUUACUUAAAAAAUAACAGACCGAAGGUUUACAUAAAUGUAAGGGGUUACAGUGGUUCUUUUCGAAAAGAUGCAUUAUCCAAAACGAGUUCUAAUAAUUAUCCUAUGGAAUUUCUUAGAAUGGCACCUUCUCUGGUAAAACAAAUUGACAGAAAAUCUCAAUAUGAAAGAAAGAUUCACUCACCAAAGAAAUUUAAUUAUCGAGCUGAAGCAAAUCGUGAAUAUCAGAAAAGUCCUUUAAGAAACGAAACUAAGAAACUAAGUAGAUUAGAUAUAGUUUAUGGCCUGCACGAUCUCUCUACUACCGAGAAUUCUCUAGUAACUUCUAGUGAGUUACCGAAACAAAUACCAACACCACCGUCCAAGCUUUCAAGCAGAACAUUAAUGGUACAAACGACGCCUGUUCAAAGAUAUGCUUUAAGAAGAACAGAUAUAUUACCAGGAUACAGCUUCUCCGAUGUUUAA
This is a messenger RNA of Habropoda laboriosa, 927 nucleotides long. RefSeq lists its product as uncharacterized. The transcript has 2 exons. NCBI's taxonomy places the organism in Eukaryota, Metazoa, Arthropoda, Insecta, Hymenoptera, Apidae. The record is from RefSeq and is a predicted model, not a curated record. The coding region runs from base 1 to 927 and encodes 308 amino acids.